Molecule: messenger RNA, 4038 nt
Organism: Bombus terrestris (buff-tailed bumblebee)
Lineage: Eukaryota; Metazoa; Arthropoda; Insecta; Hymenoptera; Apidae
Product: cytochrome P450 6a2
Exons: 8
Coding region: 2366-3904 (512 amino acids)
Molecular function (GO): iron ion binding; monooxygenase activity; oxidoreductase activity, acting on paired donors, with incorporation or reduction of molecular oxygen
Source: RefSeq, a predicted model, not a curated record
CGACAACGCGGUAACAGUGAGCGGUAGAGAGGGGACCAAUUUUUGUCGAUCUGUUCUCCACUAUUAUGUUUGUUAUUUUAGUAGCUCUCCAAACAUCAAAUAAGUAGUAAUAAUGAGUACGAAAAAUUAUUUUGAUAUCGAAUGUUUAAUAACUGAAGUGCAAUGUAGGCCGAUUUUAUGGCAAGAUAAUCAUAAAGAUUAUAAAAAUAAGUCUAUCACAGACAUGAUAUGGGAAGAAGUAGGAAAGCAGUGUAAUUGUACAGGAGUUGUUGCAAAACUGAAAUGGAAGAAUUUAAAAGACAGCUAUAGGAAAAACAUACAGAAGCUUCCUCCUUUGAAAUCUGACUCGAAAGCAACGACCCCAUGUAAGAUCAAAUGGCCCUAUUUCGAAAUGAUGGGAUUCAUCAAGGAUUAUGUAGCUCAUACUCGCGGUGCGAGUAAUCUGCCAGAUAAUUCGUUCAUUAGCGAUGAUAAUAUCGAGGAACAACCUGAUGAAGUUUCCAAUGAUAACGUCAAGGAUACGAGUGAUUUUGCAAGUACUUCGAAUUGUACGCAGGAAUACUCCACUUCCACACCCAUCCAAUUUUCGGAUCCAGGAUUUCACUCAAAUUCAAAAUGUUCACAAAAAUCUAAAUACAAAUACAAAAAGCAGCGGAGGGACGUAGAUAUCGAAUUUUUAAAGCUAGAGGAACAGCGGCUAGAGUUAUUGAAAAAAGACAUAAACAACAAAAGCGAAGAAAACUCAGAUCUUCAGUUUUUUAAAAGUUUACUUCCUUUUAUGGAAUCGUUAUCUCCAAUCGAAAAAUUGGAAGUAAGAGGCGAGAUACAGAAUGUUAUUAUUAAUAAACUACGAUCUAGGCAACCAGUCUAGAUGGUAUACUGGUAAUAUCCGAAAAUUCAAACGCCAUACAUAUCCAUUCAGGAAAAUCAACAGCAAACUCGAAUAUAUUUUUUUAUGUAAAUUCAAACUUUAGUGUAAGAAUUAGUGCAAGGAUUAUUAUUUACGUACAUACAGUAACAUUAUGAUACAUCAUAUCAUUACAUACAUUAUCUAUACAUACAGUACAUGUAUGUAUAGAUAAAUCAAUUUUGUAAAUUCAUGUUGCUUUUUUAAUCUUAUCAAAUUUCUUUUGUCCGUCGCUGUAUGUACGUACACAAUUUUGAGCGAAUGUAACAGUAAUAAUAUAUUAAUAGGAUUUAAGUAAUAAUGAAACGUUUCGCGUACGGCUUCCGUAUAAUACAUUAAGCGUAAAUAAUUUCGCGUAAAUAAUUUUCCAAAAAUAUAUAGUAACACAACGCUUUAUUAUCGUUCCUAAACUGAUUUUAUGAGAUGAUACAGUGAAUUGCAAUUUUACGACUCUCUUGUUUACCCGUUCCAAUCGUUUCCGGACGGUUCUAAUUUUUUACGAAAGUGUUUUUUUCAGACCAUGUGUCCAACUUAUAAUUAUUUACGUACGUCUUAGCCAUGACACAUCAUUUUUCGUUGCAAUUACAAGAGAUUCGUAUCAUUGUUGAUAAAUUAUCGAGCGUUUGGUUAAAUAUUUAUAACGUUGAUAAUUACAACUGUUUCAUAUAAAAGACUAAUUUUAUUCUACAUUAGACAUAUCCGUAUUUAAAUUUAAUUAUAUAUGUACAUACAUGCGUUAUACACACAUGUAUUAUAAGUAAAUCAGCUGAUGUAUAACUAAUAUGUAAAUAAUGACUCUAUGCAAUUGUAACUGGACGACUUAAAGCAUGUCUUACUACUAACUUAUUGUCAUGGAUGUCACGAUGUCAGGAUUUAGUUGAAACAUCUCUUUAACGUGUAUUCAUUUUAUGAGUCUUGCCCGUGCUUCUUUGUUCAAAUUUGAAAAUUGCCGUUCUAUAUUUUACUAAGUAUAUAUAGCAAUCAAUGGAAAUAGUUAAUUAAGUUUAAGUCUAACUAACUCUCGUAAUUGUAAUUGUCUAUGAAACAAAAUGUAAAGUCAUAUUAGAAAUUCAUACAAAAUUACCAUUAUUGCUACUAUAUAAACAUCGAUUGUGAAAAUUGUUAAGGGAAAGCGUAAUUUUAGAAAAUAUGAUUAGGGGCAUUAGGUUUGUGACAUCAUCGAGAUAAUUACCAGAAAUUGAUGAGAAUUGUUGAAUCAUAUGUAUGAUACGUUACAUUCUAUUUCUUAUAUAAUACGUGCAACAUGUAUUUAUGUUAACUAUUACUUUAGAAGUUCUAUAUAACAUGAAACACAGCUUCCUUUUUAAUACAAGUUCGUACACCUAGGUAGAGUAAAGUAAGGCGUUCAACGAUACGAACGUAGAAAUUGUUUUAUAUCAUUAUUUGUCAUAAAGUGUGAUUCUUCCUUGAAAGUAACGUACAAGACAAUCAAGCACAAUGUUAUUAGCUACGUGGUUAAUAUCAGAUAUUUUGGCUAUUUCAAGCGUUGUAAUUGCCGGAUGGUACAUCUAUUACAAACUACAUAUCUUUAAAUUUUGGCAGAAAAGAGGAGUAUUUUAUGUCGAACCUACCUUCCCUACUGGUAAUAUAAUGCCAAUUGUAAUUGGCAAACGAUCACAAGCCGAGUUUUUUGGAGAUAUUUAUCAUCGAUAUAAACAGCAUCCUCUUGUUGGUAUAUAUAUGCUUCACAAACCAUUUUUGAUUAUAAACGAUCUUGAUUUAACUCGAGACGUACUGGCAAAACAGUUUACGAAUUUCCACGAUCGUGGAUUUUUUUGUAACGAAAAAACGGACCCGCUGUCCGGACAUCUAUUUCAAUUACCUGGAAAAAAGUGGAGGAAUUUGAGAGUAAAAUUGACACCAACUUUUACUGCGGGGAAACUUAAACAGAUGUUUCCGAUUAUGAAAGACAUUGGAAAUACCUUAGCAACAUAUUUGGAAGAAAAGGCACAGACAAGAUCGACGAUCGACGUAAAAGACGUAUUUUCAAGAUAUGCCGUCGACAUUAUCAUGUCAGCAGCAUUUGGAAUAACGUGCGAUAGCUUGGAGAAUCCGGACAACGAAUUUCGCUAUUGGGGAAAGAAGAUAUUUGAUCCGAAGCCUCUUUGGAAUGCUCUUAUCGUAUGGGCCCCGCAGGUGUUUGAUUUCUUUUCCAUACCAUAUACCGACAAAGAUGUUACGAACUUUUUUAUAAAUGUGUUUAAAGAAACUGUGGAAUAUAGAGAAUCGAAUAACAUCGAACGAAAAGAUUUUUUGAAUCUAUUGAUGCAGUUAAUGAGAAAUGGAUAUGUGGAAGCAGACGAUAACUCGGAAGCGGCAACUCUUGCAAAAAAUAAAUUGACAAUGACGGAGGCUGCUGCACAAGCUUUCGUCUUCUACUUGGCUGGUUUUGAAACAUCUUCGACCACAGUAACAUUCUGCCUGUACGAAUUAGCGAUGCAUCAAGAUAUACAGAAUAAAGUACGCGAAGAAAUUCAAACACACCUGGAGAAGCAUGGUGGUGAUCUGACAUACGAUGCUGUGAACGAAAUGACUUAUCUCCAUAAAGUGAUCUCUGAAACAUUACGGAAAUAUCCUCCGGUUACUGUCCUAAACCGUAUUUGCACAAACGAAACAACAAUGGAGGGAACAAAAUUUGUCAUACCUAAAGGAAUUGCUGUGACAAUACCCGUUUUUGGUAUUCAUCGAGAUGCCAAUAUAUACCCAAACCCGGAUAAAUUUGAUCCAGAACGAUUCAGCGAAGAAAAUAUAAAAACUAGACAUCCUUAUGCGUAUUUACCAUUUGGCGAAGGACCAAGAAUAUGUAUUGGAUUAAGAUUUGGCCUUAUACAAACAAAGGUUGCUGUAAUAAAUGCUUUGUUAAAAAAUAAAAUGACACUCGCACCAGAAACACCAACUACUUUGGAUUAUGAACCGGGAUCUCUUAUAUUAAUACCAAAGGGUGGUGUACAUUUGACUAUCGAGCCACUAAAGUGACUGCAUCGUUAAGAAUACCAACAAUAAUGACGUAUUUGUGUUAAACGUUUACAAGUAAUUUUUACACACUUUUUACGGAUUAUUUUUUAUAGAAAAAAUUCUGCAGUUGUCGAAAAAUAAAAUUAUGCGAAAUA